AUGGAAUUAACCCAAGAAAAAGAGCUUUUAAUUUUUCUCCUAAGAAUGCAAUAUUAUCGAACAUCGCAUAAUCCGGUGGAUGAAAAGGUAGUUGCUGCAGAUAUACCGAAAAUCCAACAAUUGAGAAAGUAUCAGGAUUUAUUAGGGAAAAGCUAUUCAUUCACACAAUUACCGUUAGAGAGUCCUCCGAUUCUUGCUAGUGAAUUUACCGCUUCCUUGGAAAAAACUUCAGGAAACAGGAAGAACGCACCGCGAAACUCCAAGGACGGUUCUCACAGCAAUUCGAACUUUGAAGACUCGGAUUAUGCUAUUUCAGAUAUUUCAGAGUUUUCGGAUAUGGUUGAUCACGAGAAUUCAUGCAUGUUUUCCUUCACCAAAGUUCCAAUGCGAGGGAAUACACAUUCUGAGAGCGAGGAUAAUCUAAACCAGGCACAGAAAAAUAUCAGAAAAGGUAUGGAAAGCCGCCUAUCGAAUGAAAAGACCAUUAAACCAAAAAUAAAUAAUAGUCAAUCGGUUUCCCACUUUAGCAGCUUAUCAUCUGAAUAUGAACGGGUCUUGAAUUCAUUUUCAGAUGAGUCUUUACAAAUUAGCGAUGGAGAGAUAGGUAUAUAUUCUUAUCAAAAUUCAAUAAAAAAUGAGGAGGAGGAAGCUGGCUUUAGAUCUUUUGAAAAGUCUCGGGAACAGGUCGAUGAUGAUACGUUGAAAAAAGUACCAACUAUUGUGAAACAGCCAGAGUCUGCAUUGCGAAAGCUUUUUGAGAAUGCAAAUUCGUCAACUCAACAAAAUCCUUUGGCGGAUAACUUUGCUGGUUUUUCAGGACGUGCUGAACCAAAUCCUUUGAAACUAAAAAUAUACUGCCCUUUCAGCGAGAAUGCUUCCCAGCCAAUGUAUGUUGAGUUGCGACAUAGUAUAUUAGUUUCCGAAGCAAUAGGCUAUAUUCUCUUCCAGUAUAUUAGUCAAAGUAUCAUGCCGUUGAUUGAAGACGAAGCACAGAAUCCAAAUUAUUGGAACUUGCGUAUCGUGGAAGAUGAUGGAGAGUUGGAUGAUGAUUUUCCUGCUCUUGAUCGUACCGGGCCCUUAGCGAAAUUUUCUUUUGAUGCAUUUGCCUUAGUAAAAGCUACCAAUGCUCAAAUAAAAGAGAACCAGGCUGCUUUUCCAUUCGUUACAACAAAAAAAAAGUUGGCUCCUGUAUCUGAUGAUGAUCAUUUGCAUAUACGCAAUUUAAGCUCUACUUCAAAUAAUUCUCACAAAGUUGGUGAGAGUGAUAAGGAUAUAUUUAACUCCAUGCAUGUUGUACAAAUCCGGUUGUAUCCUUAUGGAGAAAGUUCACGUUUUUGUAAUGUUGAGGUUUCAAAAAAUACACGUUUUGCUAUGGUUUUAAAUCAAGUUUGCUGGAUGAAACAGCUGGAACGUUUCAAAUACACUUUACGAAUUGCGGAUUCAAACGUUACUCUCCCUUUAGAUAAAACCUUUCAAUCAAUUGAUGGCUUCCCAACUCUAGAGUUGGUGAAAAAGAAAAUGAGAGAUAAGAAAGGACCGGGUCUUCCUGUAAGUACUCCCUCUCCAGAAGAGUCUACCUAUAACUCUACUAAGAAAGAUUAUUUUCCGCCGGCAUAUAACGCUGCAGACAUUAUGUCCAGUAAUACUUAUCAAGAGUUUAUUGUUUGGAAACGUCAGCCUGUCUCGUUUAUGGGACGACAUGAACGAUUACUCGCUAUUGACGGUGAAUAUAUACACAUAAUGCCUUCAGAAUCUCGAAAUAUUUUCGAAACGCCCAAGACUACUAGCAUUCAUGUCGGGUCAAUAAUUAUUUGCAAACAAUCGAAAAAAUCACCAUGUAAUUUCAAAUUGAUUAUAUCGAGAAACCGAGAGACAAAAAGAUACGAUUUCGAGGUUUUAUCAUCACUGGAGGCCGCGGUUAUUGUUAGCAGGGUUCGGACGCUAAUGAGUGCUAUAGCCAGGAACUAUUAA
Molecule: messenger RNA, 1971 nt
Organism: Schizosaccharomyces osmophilus
Lineage: Eukaryota; Fungi; Ascomycota; Schizosaccharomycetes; Schizosaccharomycetales; Schizosaccharomycetaceae
Gene: sin1
Product: MAP kinase and TOR substrate adaptor Sin1
Exons: 3
Coding region: 1-1971 (656 amino acids)
Biological process (GO): TORC2 signaling
Cellular component (GO): cytoplasm; plasma membrane; TORC2 complex
Molecular function (GO): phosphatidylinositol-4,5-bisphosphate binding
Source: RefSeq, a predicted model, not a curated record